Messenger RNA from Aphanomyces invadans, 1525 nucleotides. RefSeq lists its product as hypothetical. NCBI's taxonomy places the organism in Eukaryota, Oomycota, Saprolegniomycetes, Saprolegniales, Verrucalvaceae. Gene Ontology annotation, molecular function: mRNA binding; protein binding; translation initiation factor activity. Gene Ontology annotation, cellular component: eukaryotic translation initiation factor 4F complex. The transcript is spliced from 10 exons. The coding region runs from base 89 to 1465 and encodes 458 amino acids. The record is from RefSeq and is a predicted model, not a curated record.
ACCGUACGUCCCCUGGAAACUCUGGGGUGGUUCCAAAGAACAGAAGCCGCCGACGCCGCGCGAAGCCAAAUUGAUCAAUUCUGUCUCCAUGUCGUCCAAGUUAAACCCAAAUGCUGGUGCAUUUGUCCCUAGCUUUGUUGUUCCAGUCGAGGUUGUGACGGCUGCAAUGGUAACGACACCUGCAGCUCCAUCUCCAGGUGUCUCGAAGAAGAACAAAGGGAACAUAACGCCAACAAAUGCCGUUGUAAAUCUCCCUAAAAGCACCCGUUCGAACAAGGUACCAGUUGAUGCCGUGCCGCAUCUUGCGGUCCCCAUCGAGACCCCGUUACCAGCAGUGCGUACCUUGGCCGAACUAGCCGAAGCUGGUCGAAUUGUUCGCGGGCGGCAGCAUUAUUCGAUUGCAGAGCUCUUACAGUUCCGCCCGUUCUUCACCGAUGCGCCUCCAGGGUUUGACUUUGUCACUAUUAACGCCAUGUGCGGAGGCACUGUCAAGGAAAAGACCAAAUUGGCCGCAAAGCGAGAAAAGCAGCGUGCUGCCGCCGCCGCUUCCCAGCCCGUGCUCCAUUACGACCCAAAUGCAUACGCCUACUUUCGCACGACCUCCCCGGACCUUGACAACAAGGCCAAGCAACCGCGGCAUAAACCGACUGAUUCCCCUGAGGACGAAAUGAAGGACGCUAUCGCCAAACUGAACCGGUAUUUCAACGGCACUGAACAAACAUGUCACAUCGAAGUCUCCAGUUUGCUCGAUAACCUGCCGCCAGCAAACUUAAUCUCCGUCGACGAAACCAUCAACUCGUUCCAUGACAUUCCCGUGACGUGCACGUUGUCACUGCAAGCUGUCGUGGGCGUUUUGUUUGACCGGGCGAUAGCCGCGCCGGAGCUGAGCCAAUUUUACGCUCCAUUUUGCUCGGGUCUUUCAGACUCUCUCCCCGAUUUCAAAGAUGGCGCCAGAACCAUUAAUUUCCGACGCAUUUUGCUCACCAAGUGUUAUGAAGCGCUUGUCGAAGAAGCUGACCAUGCGUCGUGGCGGCGCCAAAGCAUGCUGGGCAAUGUCGGCUUGAUAGGCGAGCUCUUUCGACGGUGCGUUGUCCCUACAAAUUGGCCAUGUGGUGCAAUAAUGCUGUCUUGGUUUAGACAACUCCUCACAGAAAACAUUAUGCAUGUGUGUGUGGCCAUGAUGCUUGAUGCAGAUUUGGAAUCUGUGCAUCCUGCGCCGCAAGUACUGCAAGCCGCAUGCCAACUCCUCCUUCAAGUGGGAGACUUACUUGACGGAUCGUCUCCAGCCUCCCGUCGUACGAUGGAUGAAUACUUUGACGCGUUGCAACGUCUCACAUGCCAUAACCAUCUUGAAUCGUCCUUGAGCCAGCUUAUUCAUGAGACACUUGAGGCACGCUCCAGCGGAUGGAUACGGAAGCGAAUUGACGUGGUGGACGUCCAGUCUCCCGCGAUGCAAUCUGUGUGAAGCCUCUCCGCGUUAUGCCGCUUGAUUGAGAUAUUUAACAUGUACAAUAUGCCGUCCUCC